Dermatophagoides pteronyssinus (European house dust mite) is the source of this 3573-nucleotide messenger RNA. RefSeq lists its product as uncharacterized. The record is from RefSeq and is a predicted model, not a curated record. NCBI's taxonomy places the organism in Eukaryota, Metazoa, Arthropoda, Arachnida, Sarcoptiformes, Pyroglyphidae. Gene Ontology annotation, cellular component: nucleus. Gene Ontology annotation, biological process: regulation of transcription by RNA polymerase II.
UCAUGUUUUUCAUUUUUGUUUUGAAUUUUUUUUCAAAUAAUUUUUUAUAGUGAAUAAAUGUUCAAAUGUCAUCAUUAUCAUCAUCAUCAUUAUAUUCGAUGCAUAGUCCAUCAACACAAUCGGAUUAUUCUAACUUUACGGGUUCGAUAUCGAACGAUAUCUAUACGGGAUCAUCAAUAAAUCGUUCAAUCUAUUCGAAUCAUAUGAUGGGUUCAAAUUCAUAUGGACCAACAUAUCCAUUACCAUCACCAUUUCGUAUGGAUUUAAAUGAUGAUCCAUAUUCAAGCUCAACUACAAACAUUCAUUAUGCAACUAAUGGAAAUGAUGUUGUUACUACUGGUAGUACUAGUGGUUUAGUUCCCAUUGGGAUAGGAAAUGGAAAUGGUAUCUCAUCAAUACAUCAUUAUACAGAUAAUCUAAAUUUAUCAUCAUCAAUGGCUCAACAUAAUAAUUCAUCUCAUAAUAAUGUUUCUAUGCAUCAUUCACUUCAUCAUCAUCAACAUCAAACAUAUCCACAUGAUCAUCGAUUAGAUAGUUUAGGACAUUCACAUCAAUCAUCAUCAUCAUCACAUCAAGAUAUCUAUGCAAAUUCAUGUAUACGAAACAUUCAACCAUAUCCAUUAGUUUCAAAUAGCCUAACAACAAUGACGAAUAAUGAUAAUCGUCAUCAAACAACAACUACCAUUGCGACAACAAAGCAUCCAACAUCUUCAGGUAUAGAUUAUUGGCAAUGUGAUUCACAGCCUCUACCACCGCCACCAUCAUCAUCAUCCUCAUCACUUCCUACUCUUCCACCACCACAAUCACCUCAUCAUUGUUAUCCUACAAAUGUAAUUAAUAAUAAAAUAACAACUAAUAAUUCGAAUCAUUGGUCAAGAUCAUCACCAUCCAAUAAUAGUACACCAUCACCAAUACAACCGAUAACAUCAACAUCAUCAUCAAUAUGUCCACCACCAUUGCCGCCACAAUCAUCAUCAAUGCCAUCACAUGCGUUUCAUUCAUCACCACAUCAACAUAAUAUUAUUCCAUCAUCGGAUUCUUCUUCCUCUUCUUCAUCAUCAACUAGUGUUAAACAGUUUUCAAAUCCUUCUUCUUCUGGUCAUCUUCUUCAACAACAUCAGCAGCAGCAGCAGUCACAACAAGGAUCAAUGAUGAUGAUAAAUAAUAAUAAUAGUGGGAUAACAAAUCCAUUACAAUCAUUGCAAAAAAUGGUUCAAAUUGAUUCCUCCACCUCAUCACCAUCGGCAUUAUCACAACCAUCUAAUGGAAAUGAUCAUCUACGUACAAUACAUCAUCAACAACAAUAUGAAACGGCAUCAGUUCCUAUGACGACUACACAACAACAACAACAAUUGGGCGUUUGUCCAUCAUCCUCAUCAUUAGAUGGUACGAUUAUUGAUACAAGUAAUACAAUCAACAAUUAUCCAACCUAUUACAAUCUAGACCAGAAUAGUAUGUCCGAAACUCAAGUACAUCCACAAUCUUCUUAUAAAAGAACCAACAGCAAUAAUUCAUCCAUAUCAGCUUCAUCAUCAAUGAUGAUGAUGGGAAAAGAAUUUUCGCCAUCUGCCAAAAAUUUAUCAUCAUCAUCAUCAACAUCGAAUUCACCACCACCACUAAUUGUCGAAGUGAAUAAUAAUAAACAUUCGAAUAAAAGAAAUGGUAAUCAAAUUAGUAGAAAAAACAAAAAUGUUUCCUUAGCUUCUAAUAUAUUGGAAGAUUGUGGAUCACCGAUUUGUAAUCAAAAAUUAGCAGAUAAAACGACGACAAACAUCGGUGGACCAUCAGAAGUGAUCUUACAAACCGAUCAAACACAUGAUCAUUCUAAUCAUUCAUAUCGAUGUGGCUCAAUCGAAACAACAUCAUCACGUGAUUCAAUUAAAUCAAAUGAUUCCAUCAAUACAACUACGGAUGGACAAUCAUCAUCCGUUUAUGGUGGUAUGAGUAUGAGUAGUAGUCAAUGUUCGACACCAAAUAAUUGGAAAUUAAACAAUAACACUUGCAGCAGCAAUAAUCAACAGAAACAACAAAUAGAAUUUCGAAAUUUUUCGAAUUCGAAUUCUAUACAGACGCCAAAAUCAUCAUGGUGGUCUGAAAAUCCAUCGUCAACUAGUUCGAAUCGAUCAUUCACACCCAUGCUUGCUGAUGGUAAUCAAUCCUCCUAUAAUAAUAACAAUAAUUAUCAAAUGACACGAUCAACAUCUUCAUCACAAUCUUGGUCUAAACAGCAGCAAACAAUAUCCGGCCAUCAUCAUCAUCAUCAUCAAAUGUUGCCAUUUCAGAUGUCCGGUUGUAUACCGGAUGGUAUAAUCAAAAAGAAACGUGGCCGACCAUUUGGCAGUAAAAAUCGUCGAAGUUUAGAACAUGCUGCUGCUGUCGCGACUGUUUCAACAUUAAAUCCUAAAAUAGUAACUGUAGAUACAGCUGUCACCACAAAUGCUUCCAAUCAAUUAAUCGAUUCAAAUCGAACAAAAAAACGAAAAUCAUCGAUGCUCAUCGAUAUCGGCAUCAAUACAAAUUUAUCGUUUGAUGUUCAUGAUGAUUGGGAUCAUCAUAAUAAUAAUGAUAAAAAGAAUGAUCAAUUUGAUUUUGAAUCGAAUGUACAACAUCCAUUACCAUUGGCAAGUAAAAGGAAAAAGAUAGUGGGCCCUGUUAUUCGUAUCGAUAAAUCAGAUAAUAAAACGAACAAUUCACACGAAAUUGAUAGUUCGCGAUAUUCGAUUGUGAAUAAUUCGCUCAAAUCGAUCAAUAAUGAUUCGGAACAAAAAUCAAAAAAAUCAUCAUCAAUAUGGCUAUCAUCAUUAAAUCGUAGAAAAAAUUUACAAAUAAACAAUCAGAAUCAUAAUGACCAGAAAUGGUACUGUAUUCUAUGUCAAAAACCACCAAAUUAUAAAGGAUUAGGUGAACUAUAUGGUCCUUAUUAUAUUCAAAUGGAUCAAAAAUCACGAAGAUUAUUUUCAGAUUUAAAUGGCCAUUCUGAUAAGAAUGAUAAUAAUAAUAAUGAUAAACAUCAUGAAAGACGAUCAUUACGUAAACGAACAGUCGAACAGCUUAACAAUAAUGAUGAAAUGGGUAAUAUAAAAGGCAAUAUUAAUGAAAUGACUGGACAAUCAAUCAUUAAUAAUAAAAUUGAUCAACCAAUGGAAGUAUGGAUACAUGAAGAUUGUAUUGUAUGGUCAAGUAGUGUAUACGUUGAAGGAAUGAAAAUUCGAAAUCUUGAACCGGCCAUUAUUGAAUCAUUUGAUAAUAUUUGUACCAAAUGUAAACUACCUGGAGCAACAUUAGGCUGUAUAUUUAAAAAUUGUCAGAUGUCACCAUUACAUUAUCUAUGCGCCAAGGAAAAAGACUGUGAUCUGGAUGAAGAAAAAUUCAUUCUUAGUUGCUCAAAGCAUAAGAAACGAAGAAUAAUAGAUAAAGAUUCUGAACCGAAUGAUAACCAACAACGAUCUACAAUAAUCAAUCAAGCUCAAGAGGAUGGGGAUAAUAAAAAUAAUGCUGAUAAUAAUGAUGGUGAUAAUAAUCGUCAUCAUUAAUUAAUUUGUUAAUGAAAAAAAAUCGACUUGAUUUUGAUUG